This is a messenger RNA of Peronospora matthiolae, 2691 nucleotides long. The record is from the annotation of a GenBank genome assembly. Lineage: Eukaryota; Oomycota; Peronosporomycetes; Peronosporales; Peronosporaceae.
AUGGACUCGGAUCGGUUCGGGACGCCCGAGCACGCGCGACGGUACGAGCCCGGCAGCGGCAAUGUACUCAGCUACUUUGCGAGCAUUGGAACGCCCGAUGUUUCCAAGCAGAGCGACUGUGCGCGCCGCUCGGCGGGCGUGCGACGCUCUGAUCUACAGCCAAAGAAACAGCAGGCACCAGUCAAAGUGUUUGACGACUUUGUGAUCGAGAACCAGACCGAGAACGGCUACCGCAGUAGUGAAUUGAGUGUGGACAAUGCAGCAGAGCUCAAGUCGUACGCGAUGAGCUUCUUGCCGCCGAGUCACAGUCUUAAGAAGUCGAGGAGGGAGGCGAACGUCGCUGCCCAGACGUCUACUGCAGGCCGCUCGACGUACAGAAGCUCAAGCUCAAUGGCGAUGAGUGACAGGACUGAUGGUUUCAUGGAAGAGGAGGAGUCGUACUCGCCCGUGACAUCGUCGGUGAAGUUCCUUAUGAGUCGAGACCCUGAGGAAGAGGAGCGAGUGCUGAGCUCCAAGUCGGAUAAAGACAAGGUGUACUUAUACAAAAAGAGAUACAUUGACACGUACGAGCACGCAGUUGCAUUGCUGAAACAUGCAGCAGCGCUCGAGCGCGAACGAGUGGACAAGCAGUCGGAUCUUGAGUACUUAAGGUCGACGAUAAAAACUCAGACGCAGAUCAUUAAUGCGCUGAGUGAAAACCAGCAAUUGAGUGGACCGACCGAUAUCCAGCAAGAGAAGAAGAUUCAGUCUUUGUGCCGUGAGGUCACAGGCCUCGUGAUGCAGCUGAGUCAGCGCAACUCGCUUAUCGAUGACUUGCACGAAGAACGGGAUCGGUCAGCGAAAACGAUUGACGACCUCAGGAUGUCACAGGGACUUAGCUUGAGUAGCGUGAGUACAGGAAUGCAAUUUUCGGAUGAUUUUCAAGACAAAAUGGAGACCGCACUUCGUGAGAAGCAAGAGGCUCUAGAGAGCGAGGCUCAUGUGUUGGCCCAGCUGGAAGAUCUGAAACUACUUUACGAGAAGUGUGAAGCUGCGCGUUCAGCUCUUUCCGAUGGACUCGAUCGAGCUGAAAAGCAGACGACAGCGUUACACGCUCAGUGGGUUCAGGAAAAGAAAAGGAUGUUGGCAUCAGUACAACAAGACAAUCAGAAGUUGAUGAAUCUUGCAGCAGAGUGUGAGCGACUGCGAAACGAGAACAGAGACGUAAAGAAUUCUCUCUUUCAGUCUUUGAAGAAUGAGAAAAAGUAUUUGUCGACAAUUGGGACCCAACGGCAAGCUAUUGACAGGUCUCAAUUGCACGUUUCGCAAUUGCAAUCUGAGCUGAGUGAGUUGCAGUCGCAAUCGCGAAUGUUGAGUGAUAAAGAAACAAAGACAAAUUUGCUCGAAAGCGAUUUAUCUGGGUCAAAGGAGAAGCUCCGACGCUGUUCGGCCCACGUGAGCGAGCUCAAGGAACUGCUUAAGCAAAAGGAAGAGGAGGUCCAAGCUGUCAAAGCGCAAUUUCUGGAGCGUGCAGCUGUGUUGAAGCAGAGGGUAUUUGAUGCUGAAUCAGUUCGACGAAGCCUCCAUAACAAGGUGAUGGAACUGAAAGGCAAUAUCCGUGUAUUCUGUCGCGUUCGUCCGGUUUUGCGGCACGAACUCGCACGUUCAAAGGGUGAAGAGAUUUUUGCAUUUCCCGACUACGACACGAAGCGGCGACAAAUCGAACUUUGCGCAAACCCAAAAUCUCAUGUUGGCUAUGGCCAAAAUGGAUCGAGGGGCGUUGUCAAAAAGUACAGCUUUGGCUUUGAUCUUGUGUUUGGCAACGAGUCUUCGCAAGAAGAUGUGUUCUUGGAAGUAUCCGCGCUGAUUCAGUCUACUUUGGACGGGUACAAUGUGUGCAUUUUUGCCUACGGUCAAACUGGGUCCGGGAAAACUUAUACGAUGCAAGGAAAGGAGGAAGAUUGUGAUUCUAAUAUGAUGGAAUCAUCACCAGACAUGGGGAUCGUUGGUCGUGCAAUUUCUCACAUCUUCGCCAGCAUUGAUGACAUGAAACUAAGCGGAUGGAAUUUCGUUGCCAGUUUGGAAUUGGUUGAGAUUUACAACGAAACCCUUCGCGAUCUGCUUGCCCCCACUGAAUCUACGGAUAAAGUAGAGCUCCGUCUUGAUAGCGAGGGCAAGACUACUGUGAUGAAUUCGUGCGUCCACAACGUGAAGAAUGAGCAAGAGGCAUGGAGCCUUCUGAGAGAGACAAUGUCCAAGAGAUCGACGAAAUUUACUAAAAUGAAUCAUCGAUCUUCACGCAGCCAUUGCGUCAUCACGUUCAGGCUUAGCGGGGUUAAUUCGUUGACAGGGGACCAACGGACAGGUGUUAUAAAUCUUGUCGACUUGGCGGGAUCCGAACGUUUAUCAAAAUCAGGUAGCGAUUGCAACAAGGAACUUUUGAAGGAGGCUACAUCGAUCAACAAAAGUCUUUCAGCAUUAGGAAACGUCAUAUGCGCCCUCGCAAAAAAGUCGACGCACGUCCCAUUCCGUGACUCAAAGUUGACGCACUUUUUGAGUUCCUCGCUUGGCGGAGACAGCAAGACGCUUAUGAUCUGUAACCUGUCGCCGCUAGGGGAGCACCGUGACGAGACGCUCAACUCACUUCGGUUCGCUAAAAUGGUGAAUUCUUGUGAGAUCGCGUACCCGUCCACGGUAUCCAGUCGAUCGUAG